AUGAAAUUCAACUACCUCGCCACCGUCCUCCCUCUCGGGCUCCUCUUGACGCUCGCUGGGGCCACACCCAUCGACAAUGCCAACCUCGCCACCCGCGACGCCGGUGACGCGAUCCCCGCGACCGCCAACAAGGACACCCUCAAGCGCCAGACCCUCGACAUCUCCUUCUGCCUGAUCGAAUGGUCCAUCAUCCAUACCGGUGGCGAUCGUCCUUUGACAGAUGAUGAACAGCGCGUCGCACGUGAUAACUGCUAUGGGUGUGGACAACCUGAUUGUUAG
Molecule: messenger RNA, 279 nt
Organism: Bacidia gigantensis
Lineage: Eukaryota; Fungi; Ascomycota; Lecanoromycetes; Lecanorales; Ramalinaceae
Exons: 2
Coding region: 1-279 (92 amino acids)
Source: RefSeq, a predicted model, not a curated record